Messenger RNA from Limulus polyphemus (Atlantic horseshoe crab), 3762 nucleotides. Its product is annotated as regulator of G-protein signaling 7-like. NCBI's taxonomy places the organism in Eukaryota, Metazoa, Arthropoda, Merostomata, Xiphosura, Limulidae. The transcript is spliced from 17 exons. Gene Ontology annotation, biological process: intracellular signal transduction; regulation of G protein-coupled receptor signaling pathway; G protein-coupled receptor signaling pathway. The coding region runs from base 681 to 2105 and encodes 474 amino acids. The record is from RefSeq and is a predicted model, not a curated record.
UCAGAAUCUGAAAGGUCUGCAGUGACUAGGUGGUUUAACUAUAGUGCAAGAAAAAAUGAUUAGUUAAAUACUACAUCGAGUUUAGGACAGCCAACAUGAGAGCAGUGAGACUCACAUGAUAAGCUGUAAAUUAGUAUCUUAUUAAAUGCACCAUAAAUCACUGAGUACGGUUGGUUAUUGGUGAAACAAUUUUACUUAGUUGACUGAGUCUCAGCCGUGAACUAUCAGAUCAUUUUAUAUCUAUAUCUCUACAUAACUGCACAGCUAAAUCAUCAUUGGCACGCGGUUGUGUCAAUACACACCCGAACUCGGUGGAAAUGGUAGUUUAGUUUGCAAAGAAAUCUACGAGUCUACAAAAAAAGAAAAAUAGAUUAAAACAGACUUUGUUCUGAAAGUUCAAAAACUAACUCAUUUUCUAUUGGAUUGCUUUUGACGAGCAGUAUUCGUUCAAGUGUUCAGUCUGGAUUUCCAAAAGAAGCUUUGUCUAAUCAUCAGUUGUUCAUAUACUACUGAAAAGUCAUGUUCCACGAAUCCGUGUUGUUCUGGUGUUCCCAACACAUGAAAAAACGGAACAUUCCUCCUUCAAGGAAACACGACGAUUUGACGACUAGACGGUAAACGUUUCUCAACUUGCUGCCAAAAUCCAUAUUCUCAGGUUGACUGAACCGGUGUUUGUGAAUAUGGCUUACCAACCCAAAACUGAAAGCCCUAACGGGCAGUCUGGAAUUGUAGAAGAAAACCCGAAUCACAUCGUUUACCGAAAGAUGGAACAAAUCGUAGAGCGAAUGCAAGAUGAACAGACCGGUGUUCCCGUAAAGACUGUUAAAAGCUUCAUGUCCAAAGUCCCAAGCGUUUUUACAGGUUCGGACUUGAUCACAUGGAUGACGAAGAACCUGGACGUUGAGGACCAAAAUGAAGCUUUACAUCUGGCCCACCUCAUGGCAGCACAUGGGUAUCUUUUUCCAAUUGAGGACCACAUUUUGACUAUCAAAGCCGACGGCACAUACUACAGGUUUCAGACACCAUAUUUUUGGCCAUCUAACUGCUGGGAACCAGAGAAUACAGACUAUGCUGUGUAUUUAUGUAAACGAACCAUGCAGAACAAAACCCGGCUAGAACUGGCAGACUACGAGGCGGAAAACCUGGCUAGGCUUCAGAAAAUGUUCUCUCGGAAAUGGGAAUUUAUCUUCAUGCAGGCUGAGGCACGGACCAAGGUUGACAAGAAAAGAGACAAGUUGGAAAGAAAAGUGUUGGAUAGUCAGGAAAGAGCUUUUUGGGAUGUGCAUAGACCCGUACCGGGUUGUGUUAAUACAACAGAAAUUGAUAUCAAAAAGGCGUGCAGAAUGAACAAACCGUUCAAAAGUGCCAAGCAUAUGCAGUGCUCCGUAUCAGGAGGAAGGAUUAGCCCUAGCGUCUCUGAAUCCGAGUUAGCUAAUCCUAGCGAGGCCUUAAAAACAGAGAUUAUAACUCUGAAGAGUCGUCUGGACAGAAGAAACGUGAAAAUUUCUAAGGUUUCAGAAUCGUACAUUAACUAUUAUGAACAAUAUCAAGAAUACGAUCCGUUUCUCACCACACCAGAACCUUCCAGUCCAUGGAUAUCUGAUAGCCAGGAAUUGUGGGAAUUGGAAAAGCAAACGAAAGAGGUGCCUCCCCGGAGAGUUCGGAGAUGGGCUUUCUCUCUUCAGGAACUGCUUAAAGACCCAGCUGGUAGGGAGCAGUUUAUCCGUUUCCUGGAAAAAGAAUUUAGCGCCGAAAACCUCAAGUUUUGGGAUGCCGUACAAGAACUGAAACAGGUCCAUUCAAAGGACGUGCCUCUAAAGGUGCAACAAAUAUGGAACGAGUUCCUAGCACCGGAUGCGAACUUUCCUAUCAACAUCGACUCUAAAAGCUAUGAACUUACUAAAAAGAAUAUCGAAACUCCAGACAGAUGGACUUUUGAUGAGGCUGCUGCACAUUUGUACCAUUUAAUGAAAAACGACAGCUACCAGAGAUAUCUUCGUUCGGAGAUGUACAAAGAGUAUCUUAACGGUACAAAGAAAAAGACGUCUGUCAAAGGCAUACGUUCCGUGAUCUUUUCUGGCAAGAAAGACCAACCAUCAUCUUAAAGUUAUCCCUGCUUGCUGCAUGCUCCUGGAACGGUGCCUGAGUAAUGAGUAAACUCUUCAUUCCCAAGUUACCCAGUUUAAGUAUUGGGUCUUAGAAAAUGUAUGUGUGGAGCCACAAGCCGAUGGAAGUUAAGAAAAUAGGCCACCGUCAGUUAUUCGCGGGUUCCUGCAAUAUGUAGCGCCAUCUAGUAAGUCUAUUAGCACUUCCGUGUUUUCGUCAUCCUCUUCAUCAUCUUGAUCUUGCUGUUGAACAAUAAGAAAUAAAAGUGAUCAUUACUCUACGAUUUUUAUUUUGAAUGGCAUUAGAAAAAAAAAAUCAUAAAAUGGUUUGGAAAAGCGCGCUUCUUUUGUUUUCUGAAAUAUCAAGCACUGGGUAGAUAAUUCACCUAAACCUAAGCAAGUAUUAUAGAAUUUCAGUUUUCUAUCAAAUUCUCGUGUUAAAGAGGAUAUAUGAAAAAAAGAACUUAACGUAUUUAUAAGCUAGUAGCUUUUAAUUCCAUACAUUUUACAAGAAAUCUUAAUUUUUCCCAUCUUAUCUAUUGUGUAAAUGUACUAGGGAAUAGAAAAAGGAAGAAAUGUAACAUUUUACCAUAUUAUUCAUGAAACAUGUUUUUCAAUCUAUGGUAAAAUAAGUAAACCAUUAAGGUAUGCCCUUUGCAAUAAGUUAGGUAUAGUUUUUACUCGGCUUUAGGCUUAGUAGGUUGUAUAAACACACAUUCAGCAAUAUUCGGUGUUCGUCAUCAUUCUUCUUGAUCACGUUUACAUCAUAGCAAGAGGAGCUUGGUAUAAAGCUAUACUCUUUUCUCUUAGUUACCCAGUAUGAAGGAAGAUGCUGGUUUUGUAAAAUAUUUCUCAAGUGUAUUAUUGUACAUAAAUAUCAGUAUGUUACGAAGAGAUUGGCGGCAUUUCGUGAGGAAAUCCAAAUGAUAAGUUGAAUCUAAGCUAAUAUACGUCAACUUAUGGGAAUAAAAGGAAAAAAAACUGUAGAUAAUUGGGUGCUAAUUUGUAGUUUUUAUUGUUAAUUUCUUUCCAGUACGGAUAUAUAUAUAUAUAUAUAAUAUUUAAGAACGAAAUGGAGGAGCUCGAGAAAUGUGUUUUAACAUAAGAGUGUGUACAAGCCUACAGUUCUGUAUAGAAUAACUUGCUAUUCGAUUUAUCAUUCGAUUAGAAAGUUAAAAUUUCACACCACUAAGGCUAGAUUUAGUCAUCUCCAUAAAAGGUUGACUUUCGUAGACGUCUUGAGGGACCAAAGCUACGUGUGGUGUAUAGCUGUUUUGACUUCUCACUAUAUACAUCUUAGAAAUGUGUGACUUUCUUCGUGAAGGUAUAAUAAAGUUUAUUCGCCAUUAUGCAGACUUCGAGAGAGUAAAGAUUAGAGGGUAGUUUUAUUUUGAUUCGUGAUUCUACUGUGUAUUGUGCAACAAAAAGAAACAUGAAGAGCCUCGUAAACUCUCAAGAUAAAACAAAAUCCAGUGGUGUUUGAAUAUUUCUGAUCCUAUAUCAAGAGUAAUGUUUAUAACAAUAUAACAUUAGUAAUGAAAAGUCGAAGAUAGCUUUAUGAGUUUUAGGAUUAUGGCCUAGAAAAAUUCAGUAAAAAAAAUCAAUUACAACAAUUAAUUUUUUUUUAGUUUUCACUUUUUAAGGAACAACAGUUUUA